This is a messenger RNA of Peronospora matthiolae, 1815 nucleotides long. The record is from the annotation of a GenBank genome assembly. NCBI's taxonomy places the organism in Eukaryota, Oomycota, Peronosporomycetes, Peronosporales, Peronosporaceae.
AUGCUGCGCCCUGUACUAGCCCUAGCGCUUGCAUUGGGCCUGUUCGUCGUUUCCAGCUCGAGCUCUUCCACGUCUACUUCGGUCCGCGGCGUAGCUCCAUCCGACCAGCAAAAGUUUCUGGGCGAUGACUUCUUGUGCGUCGUGGGCGGACAGUCCCACUAUGUGCCAAUCAGUCGCGUGAAUGACGACUUCUGCGACUGCGACGACGGCAGCGAUGAACCUGGCACGGCGGCCUGCUCUUAUGUGGCAGCGAGUGAAUUCUACUGUGCAAAUGACGGGUUUUUCUCGAAAAAAAUCCACACGUCUCAGAUUUAUGACGGAGUCUGUGACUGCUGUGACGGCUCGGACGAGGAAGUGGACGGCGUGUCGGUUUGUUCGAACUCGUGUGCAGCAGCUGCUGAGGCGUUCCGGAAAGGUGCAAAAGAGCGUCUUGAAGUGGUUCGUAGCGGGUUUGAAAAGCGUCAAGCGAUAGUGGAUGGAGAAAUUGCACCGUAUUUUACUCAACUGGGCGAGUCGGAGAGGAGUAUUGAGAACGAUCUGGUGGCGUUGAAGCUGCUGAUGGACAGAGUGAUGGUGCACAAGGAGCGCGAAGAGUUGCGAGAAACGAGAUAUCGUCUUGAAGUUGCAAGAAAGAAGCAGGAAAAUCAGAUGAAGAACGGAGAUGAGGGAGUAGAACGAAGCAAUGAGCAGUCGAUGAAUGCAGCGGAAGCUGAUGCGGAUGAUGCAGCAGUGGAGUUUGAAACACUUGAUGCUACACUACUGGCCGACGAUGAUGCGCCUAUCGAUCUAGCAGAAGAUCUACGCGCGCUUGAGGUGUUUGACUCGAGUGGGCAGAGUAUCAAGAGCCUGGUUGAGUUGCCGGACGGCACGAGAAUUUCUCUGGCGGACUGCUUGCGCACGGACCACAAAAUUCUAGCUUCUACCAAGAAACUGUGGACUUUACGGAAGGAAGGAGAAUCGUGGCAAGAAGUUUAUCUGGGGUUUAUCAUCAGUGGAGAAGCUGAAGGUCGAAAGCAGAUUGGGCUUGCUGUGCUGCGAGUUUUCGGCAUUAUUGUCUCCCCUUUUCGUGUGCUUGCAGAGUUGGUUCUGUAUAGCCCACGAGUGUUAUGGCGUUUGUUAUCAACUCCUGAAAUUGCUGGUCCAGUUAUUGACAAGUUUCCGAACAUGCCGUCUCCUUCGCAUUCGGCCUGGUUUCGUCGACUUGGCGGUGGCAAGGUUUACAACGGAUACAACUCUGUUAUGUGGGCCGCGCAAGUCGUGUGGGAUGCACCGAUUUAUGCGUACCACUAUCUGUUUCCCACACUUGAUAGUGACAUGAAGCUGCCAGUAGCAGAGUCAUUGCGGUUAGUGCUCCGGGAGAUACAGUCGGACAUUACUAAAUUGGAGAGAGAUCGAAGCGACAAGCGCGAAGCUGCUUCCAUUGACUACGGUCCGGAUCGCGCAUAUUUUACCCUGAAGGACAAGUGUAUCGAGAGGCGGAUUGAGAAAUACGACUACAAGUUCUGCGCAUUUAGCAACGUCAAGCAGGACCACACAACACUUGGCAAGUGGGAUGGCUGGGCAGUUCGUGACGACAGUGAAGUGCCAUCAGUUGCCACUGUGGAUCACACAAGAAUGCGUUACUCUAACGGUCAAAGGUGCUACAAGGGUCCUGAACGGGCCGUUUCUGUGAAGCUUGAGUGUGGCGACAAGGACGAGAUAUCAGGUGUAGAUGAACCUUCGACCUGCGUGUACGUGAUGGUUGUUCGAUCCCCAUUGGCGUGCACUGCUCGAGUACUUGCAGACGCAGAAGCAGAGGCGGCGCUGGGUCAAUGA